GAUCUUAUCCUUAUCUCUUCUUUUUUGACAAAAGACAAGCAAAUGGAGAUACUUUCUCAACGACCAUCGUCUUUCUCAACUUUGAAUCCCAACGCUCCGAUGUUCGUUCCUUUGGUGUAUCGGACGGUCGAAGAUUUCUCUGAUCAAUGGUGGGCCCUAGUCCAAUCCUCCCCGUGUUUCCGCGAAUACUGGCUUCAAGAACGUUUCCACGAUCCCCUGAACGGCGAAAUCAACGACGAUGAUCUUGUUUUCCCCGACGAUCUCGAGGCGAUGUUCGGCGAAUACGACGACGUUUUCGUCGACCCUAGCCAUGAGGAGAAGGAAGAAGAUGGUGAAAGGGAGUUGGUAUCCGUUGGAACAUUCAAGUGGCGGAAGGGCCGAGUUAUAAGUGAGUUAACAAGGGUUCACGAGAAAGCACCGAAGAUGGUAAACGUGAAAGUGAGUCCUAAGACUAUUCACCAGCCGAGGUAGAUCCAUUCAAGUAGAUCGUACAUGGGAGGUUUCCUCUAGCCGAAAAUAAUCAUCUUUUAAGUUAAAUCUGCUGUGACCAUUUUUCUUUUCCAUUUUGUAAUAUUUUGUUUUAGAUCUCAGUUUGUCCAUAAUUUGUGCAACUUUCUCCUAGUAAUAGAGGAAUGACCCCCAUCUCAAAGAUA
Molecule: messenger RNA, 653 nt
Organism: Hibiscus syriacus
Lineage: Eukaryota; Viridiplantae; Streptophyta; Magnoliopsida; Malvales; Malvaceae
Product: protein EARLY RESPONSIVE TO DEHYDRATION 15-like
Exons: 2
Coding region: 43-471 (142 amino acids)
Source: RefSeq, a predicted model, not a curated record